Molecule: messenger RNA, 1156 nt
Organism: Triticum dicoccoides
Lineage: Eukaryota; Viridiplantae; Streptophyta; Magnoliopsida; Poales; Poaceae
Exons: 3
Coding region: 269-1156 (295 amino acids)
Molecular function (GO): zinc ion binding
Source: RefSeq, a predicted model, not a curated record
UGCAAAUUGGACUAAAACGCGUAUUUAUACGUAUUGACGCCCGAUCCGACAGGUCGGGCCCACCCGUCAGGUGCCACGCUGGCCAAUCGGCGCGUGCCCGCGUGCUGACUAGGACGAGCCGGUGCGCUGCUGUCCUAACCGGCCCGGUCGCACCAGCUCCAGUCCGGCCGCACCAUUCCCCUCCCCCUCCUCCUCCUCGCUCGUUUCCUCCAUCGCCGCCGACCGCGUCCCGACAGCCGGCCGGCCGCCGCACCGCCCCGCCGUCGCCAUGGUUUUGGAGGACGAAAGCAGCGACGACCAUUCUAGCCCCCCGUACAUGCAUUCUUCCUCCACAGACGGUCUGAACGAGGUUCCUUUCACCAUUGAAGAUCCAGAUUACAAGGGGCUUGAGCUGGAUGUGAUGUGUCCAUGUGAGAAGCACGGCAUGGCAUCUGAGAGGCUUGUUGCCUUUGAAGGAACAGACACAGGCAGGAGGUUUUUAGCAUGUGCACAGUCGGAAGGUAGCAAUUGUGGCUUUGUUGAAUGGGUUGAUCACCAGUGGCCCCCAACAAUGCAGAAUGCAUUGUUGAAGCUAUGGGCAAUGGUUGAAGAUGCCAAAAGUGCUAGGGUGAAUGACAAUCUUGAGAAUUCUUUCACUAUCCACCAUCUGACAGAAGAGAAGAACAAGCUGGAGGCCAACUAUGACAAGCUAGUCCAAGAUGUGCAUGAGCUGAUGAACUUCCAGGAAGAUAAGGUGGUGGAUUUCAGGCAUCUGCAGUCUGCCAUUAUAUAUCAGCAGGAGGUAAGAAAAAAACUGACUGAUGAUAUGAAGGCAAAGAUGGCAAAGAAAGAUGCAGAGACCCAGCAACUUACUCAGAAGUAUGAGGUGCUGCUCAACCUGACAAGAGCUCAAGCAACAGUCAUUCAGAACUUGAAGUUGAACAAAAUGAAAGAGAAGCAAGUGCUUACUGAAGCUAGUAUGAAUUUGGAGCUGAAGAAUGCAGAGCUAACUAAGUGUCAGGAGAAGCUCACCCAAGAGAAGCUAGAGUUGAAGCUUCAGGUUGCUGAUCUGCUUAAGGGAAAUAAAAAGCAUAUUGAAGAGAAGUGGCAGUUAGAGUUUCAGAAUGAAAAGUUGAAGGAGAAGUUCAGGGGGAUUCAAGCCAUCUUGGAGAAGUGA